Fundulus heteroclitus (mummichog) is the source of this 744-nucleotide messenger RNA. Its product is annotated as NACHT, LRR and PYD domains-containing protein 12. Bases 1 to 732 code for a protein of 243 amino acids. The record is from RefSeq and is a predicted model, not a curated record. Gene Ontology annotation, molecular function: protein binding. The transcript is spliced from 6 exons. Lineage: Eukaryota; Metazoa; Chordata; Actinopteri; Cyprinodontiformes; Fundulidae.
AUGACUGGAAAAGGCUUUCAACUGAGGAGCUGCAGGUUGUCAGAGAUCAGCUGUACGCAUUUGGUCUUUGCUUUGAAGUCCAACCCCUCCCAUCUGACAGAACUGGACUUGAGCGGAAACCAAGACCUGAAAGAUGCUGGAGUGAAGGAGCUCUGUGGUUUUCUCCAGAAUCCCCUCUUCAAACUACAGAUAUUGAGAUUGAGGAGUUGCAGUUUGUCAGAGAUCAGCUGUUCUUCUGUGAGAUUGGCCCUGAAGUCCAACCCCUCCCAUCUGACAGAACUGGACAUGAGCGAGAAUGAAGACCUGAAAGAUGCUGGAGUGAAGGAGCUCUGUGGUUUUCUCCAGACUCCCCUCUGCAAACUACAGAUAUUGAGAUUGAUGAGCUGCAGUUUGUCAGAGAUCAGCUGUUCUUCUCUGGGAUUGGCUCUGAAGUCCAACCCCUCCCAUCUGACAGAACUGGACCUGAGCUACAACAACCUGGAAGAUGCUGGAGUGAAGGAGCUCUGUGGUUUUCUCCAGACUCCCCUCUGCAAACUACAGAGAUUGAGACUAAAGAGCUGCAGGUUGUCGAAGAUCAGCUGUGAUUCUCUGUGUUCAGCUCUGAAGUCCAACCUGUCCCAGCUGACAGAACUGGACCUGAAGUACAACAGCCUGAAGGAGUCAGAUGUUCAGCAACUGGAGGAUCUUGUAAAGAAUCCAGACUACAAACUGAAAUCUGUGAGGUGGAGGUGAUGACGUUAGUAG